GUUUUGCACUGACUGCAAAAACAAAGUGCUGCGAGCGUACACCAUUCUGAUCGGCGAGCUGGACUGCAGCAAAGAGAAGGGCUACUGUGCAGCGCUGUAUGAAGGGCUGCGUUGCUGUCCCCACGAACGCCACAUCCAUGUGUGCUGCGAGACGGACUUCAUCGCGCACCUCCUUGGCCGGGCGGAACCUGAGUUCGCAGGAGGGUAUGAGCGAAGAGAGAGGCACGCCAAGACCAUCGACAUAGCUCAGGAAGAGGUCCUCACCUGCCUGGGCAUUCACCUGUAUGAAAGGCUGCACCGGAUCUGGCAGAAGCUCCGGGCGGAGGAGCAGACGUGGCAGAUGCUCUUCUACCUUGGUGUCGAUGCUUUACGGAAAAGCUUUGAGGUAAGGAAACACAGGUCUGCGUUGCCUGCUCGCUGCUGCUGUGGGAAGAUGGUAAGAACGGGAACCAAUUGCAGAAUCCUAAUAGGGCCCAUUGCUCAGGGGCCAAGUCUCCUGUCAUCCCCUCCCCCUGCUUUUCCAGUCAGAACAGUUUUCUGGAGAUUCAAAGUGCAGUCUGGAAGGGUUUGUGCUUUGGAGUUUCCCCCUAAUUUUCAUAGUUAGUGUCUGUGAAGACAGUGGACACUAGAAAAUUCUCCCCCAAGACUUAGGGGUGUGCAUAUGACUUCCGCAAGUCUGUGGUCUUGAGUUUCAGGGAUCUUGAGGAAAGCACAACCGUGUCCUGCAACGUAGAAAGUAAAAGAUAUGGGGGGGGGGAUUUUAAAAUGGUUGGAUUUAAAGCUUUUUUGAUGUGCAAAGGACUUACAGGUGUGUUUCUGUUUUCCUGUGUAUUGCAGUACAUUGGGCAUGCUUUCCUUGGGAGUCUUAGUUGAUAGUUCCAUGGGAAUGUCAACU
Messenger RNA from Sphaerodactylus townsendi, 895 nucleotides. RefSeq names its product gametogenetin-binding protein 2-like. NCBI's taxonomy places the organism in Eukaryota, Metazoa, Chordata, Lepidosauria, Squamata, Sphaerodactylidae. The transcript is spliced from 2 exons. Gene Ontology annotation, cellular component: cytoplasm; nucleus. The annotation marks the transcript as partial. The record is from RefSeq and is a predicted model, not a curated record.